Messenger RNA from Carassius gibelio (silver crucian carp), 2889 nucleotides. RefSeq names its product cilia and flagella associated protein 73 (gene cfap73). The record is from RefSeq and is a predicted model, not a curated record. The transcript has 7 exons. The coding region runs from base 70 to 1023 and encodes 317 amino acids. NCBI's taxonomy places the organism in Eukaryota, Metazoa, Chordata, Actinopteri, Cypriniformes, Cyprinidae.
CGCGUUCCCUUUCUGUCGCUGUGGAAACGACACGAGCGCAGAAAGUUUGUCGACAGUGCGGCUGAAAAGAUGAGUUUGAAUUUGGAGGCUUACUUCGGGUCAGUUUUCGAAGAACGACUCAAAUUAAAUAAGUUCGCGCAGAAGGAUUUGGCGGAUUCGAGUACAAGCGUAAUGAAACUCGUGGAGGCGCGCGACGAGUGCGCGAGUCUGACCAGGGCACUGGAAUCUCAGAAAGAGGAGAUGCAGAUUAAGCAGGAGAAUUUAAGAGAGAGAGACGAAAACAUUAAGAAAGAAGAGGAGAAACUGAAGAAAUCCGUGCUGAAAUAUAACAAGUUUUUGCAAGAAAAUGAUGCCAGACGGUUGCGUGCCUUAAAGAAAGCUGAAGCGGAGCAGGCUCAAAUCAGACUGAAAGAACUGGAGAUUCAGAAGCUACAGACAGAGAACGACAAGCUGCUGGCACGAAAAGAGAAUCUGGAGGAUCGUGUCAGAAAAGCCAUAUGCUACCAAGAGUUCCUGGAGAGAGCCACAAAAAUGUCCGGAAAGUUUGAGACCAUUGGUCAAGUCAUUGACCGUCUUCACACACUCCAGUCCAUCAACAAGGAACUCCUAGAAAGCCAAACUAGGUUGGAGAAGGAGAGAGAGAGCACAAAGCUCAAACUAAUACAAUACAUAAAUAAACAGCGAACUGUUCUCCUGCACUGUAACAACCAACUGCACCAGCAACAGACGCAGCUAGACAACAUACGCCUAGAAGCAUACAAAUGGGAAUUAAAACUAAAGCACUUCCAUUCCACUGCAGCAAAAGAGACGCUCCAGUUUGCUCAACUAAAGGCCACAAUCUGUAACAUUUGUCAGAUGAUCACACAUUACAGGAAAGUCUCUGUGGACACUGAGGACACCUUCAAGCAGCUGGAAAUGAUUCAGAAAUAUUUUCAGCUCAUGAGAGCUAUAGAUGAUGAACUGAAGUUCAACAUUAUAACAAGGUCGAAUCGAACUGAAGGGAAUGACAGCGGUGGAGAUUAAGACCCAAGAUCUGUGUACCCACAGUACAUCCACUGAAUAUGGACAGAUGCAUCUAAGCUAAAUAAAAAUCAUCACCUGGCCAACCAUCAGGAUUGUGCACUGUGGUGAGAGGGACAGCAGGAAUAUUGCCCAGGAACACGGAGAUUAAAAGGAUGUUUAACCUAAACAAAAAGGGAAUGUGUACACUUGAAUGCUUUAUGAGUCUCACAGUCACAGUGAGCUUUUUAAUUUUUAAUAACAAUUUUUAAUCUAAUAACACAAAUGCUAAUGGUGAUAGUCUUGUGCUGUGCUUUCAUGUCGUGCUUUCUUUCAUUUCCCUUUUCCCCCUUUCCUUUCUAGGGCUUUGCGUUGGCCUUCAUGGCCUUCAUGCAUACACAAAAGCCUCUCCAAUGGGCCUGAAUACUAGUGGCAGCUUGGCUCCGCAUCUCUCUUUCUCUUUCCUGUUGUUCCCUCUGCUUUUGAGGCUUCUGUCGCUCCUCCAUAAUCUGGGAGUACUCCAGGUCCAUAAAUGCAGAAUGUUUCUCCAGUUCUCCCAGCUCUGUGAUAUCUGCUUCAUAUACAUAUAUCAUUUCCUCCAACUCUGUCUAUCCACACAUAUAAACAUACAGAAUCAAAUGCACAUAUGCAUAAAGACAACAUAUAUAGUACAUUUUUAAAAUACAAUCACACAGUAAAAGUGACACACACACACACAUAUAUAAAAUAAUAUUAUAUUUAUGUAAUUAAAUCAUGAAAUCAUGGCUGUGAAAUAGUGUAGGCAUGAUAUCAUGAUUUAAGUAAAUAAAUAAAAAAUGUAAUUUAUUCCUGUGAUCCAAAGUUAAAUUUUCAGCAGCCAUUACUCUAAUCUUCAAUGUCACAUGAUCUUUAAGAAAUCAUUGUAAUAUUUGGUGCUCAGGAAACAUCUCAUUAUUAUUAUUUUUAUAAGUUGUCUGCUGAUUUUGUGUGUGUGGGGGGGGGGGGGCAUUUCUUUUUUUAAAGAGCAGCAUUUGUUUGGAAAUCAUUUUUGUAGCAAUGUCUUUGCUGUCACUUUCGAUCAGUUCUGUGCUGAAUUUCUUUUUCAAGAAAAAUAAUCCAAAUGUUUCAAUGGUAUCUGCAAAUACAUCUGAAACUGCACCAUCAUCAGUAAAUAUCAGAUUAAUGUCUACCUGUUUCUCUCCCAUUGCAGUAUCAUAUCUCUGGAUCCAGUUCUCAAUCUCUGUUUCCUCCUUGUAUUUUUUUUCUGUAUAUCAAAACCAGCAACAAUUACAACAAACUCAUGCUCACUUUUUAACUGAAUGACCCUUGAAUGAGCAUAAAUACACCUUUCGUAGUGCAUGUUCUCUCUCUCGGUCCGCUGCAAUCACAUUAUUGAGCUGAGCUCUCAGUUGACUGCCUUCCUGCUGUAAACAAGCUCUCUUCUCCUCUCAAGUUUUUGAAUCUGACUGGCUCUGUUUCCCAGUGUCCUGUUGAGUACGAUGAAGUCCUCCCAACCCUUUUCCAUCUGAUUCAGUGAGCUCCUCAGCUAGUGCACUUUAUUUGUCAAUGUGGAAAUCUGAAUAGGAGCAAGAGCCAGACAAAGAAAGAAUGAAAGCAAUGAUGAGACCAAGUAGUUUGGAGAAUUUAUUAAUUUGUCAUCCAACUAAUCUCUCAACUAUUUAUCCUAUCUUAUUCCUUGUCAUGCUUCUGACCUUUGUAUCCUUGUCUUUUAUUGCCAUGGCAACUUCUUUUUCCAAUUUGGCAGAGUGACACAUAAUGUGUGAUUUCCAGCAUCAUCUCUCUGCGAUCUCUCUCCUCUGCAGGUGUAGUGAGAAGCCUCUCCAACACAAUCUCUCUCAACUCACACAGGCCAUCUCUCAGUUUCUGAGACUCCAUCUCUACCCCUGGGUU